AUGAAUGUUGGUUGUGUUACGCGGAAGGUGAGGGCCAUACAAUUUGGAGUGCUUUCACCGGAUGAAAUCAAACGAUUAUCGGUAACAGAAGGUGGUAUCACACGUGCAGUUAUCGUGGAAGAUGGUAAACCAGCAUUAGGUGGCUUAAUGGAUCCUCGUCAGGGGGUUUUGGAUCGGGAAUCACGCUGUUUAACUUGUGCCGGUAAUAUUGUCGACUGCCCCGGACAUUUUGGUCAUAUUGAAUUAAGCUUGCCAGUAUUUCACAUUGGAUUCAUUUUAAAAACUAUUAAAAUAUUGGGGUGUGUUUGCUUCUCUUGUUCCAAAUUAUUGGUGUCCCCUACAAAUGCGAAGGUAAGAGAGAUGCUGAAUCGCACCAAGGCUCGACCACGCAUGCGUUUAAGUCUUAUGCGUGAAUUGUGCAAAUCAAAGACAAUAUGCGAAGGAGGCGAAAAUAUUGACAUUCCCAUCACGUGCAACAACGAACGAAACAUCUCAGAUCAUGGCGGCUGCGGACACCAUCAGCCGCGUAUUACCAGACACAAGCUGGAGUUAUUUGCCACUUGGCAACGUUUAACCGAACAUCGUCAAGAACGCCAAAUCAUAUUGACUGCAGAACGAGUUUUAGAAAUUUUCCGAAAUAUCACCGACGAAGAUUGCAUUUAUUUAGGUAUGGAUCCGAAACACUGCCGCCCUGAUUGGUUGCUCAUCUCAGUAAUGCCAGUACCACCACUGUCAGUGCGUCCAUCCGUUCUAAUGUAUGGUAGCUCACGUUCGCACGAUGACCUCACACACAAAUUAGCGGAUGUCAUCAAGGCAAACAAUGAGCUGAAGAAGUGCAUUGAAACAGGCGCUGCAGACCAUUUAAUUAGAGAGUGUUCAUCUCUUUUACAAUUUCAUGUUGUCACACUUAUCGACAAUGAAAUGCCCGGCUUACCGCGUGCUCUACAAAAAUCAGGCCGUCCUUUGAAGAGCAUCAAAUCACGCCUAAAGGGCAAAGAGGGACGUAUACGCGGUAACUUAAUGGGAAAGCGUGUAGACUUUUCAGCACGCACCGUAAUUACGCCAGAUCCUAACCUUAAUAUCGAUCAAGUGGGUGUACCAAGAUCUGUUGCGCAGAAUCUGACUUAUCCGGAGGUGGUGACACCGUUUAACAUUGAGCUCAUGCAAACCUUGGUUCAUCGUGGCAACACACAAUUCCCAGGUGCUAAGUAUAUAAUACGUAGCAAUGGCGAUCGCAUUGACUUGCGUUUCCACCCAAAACCCAGUGAUUUACACUUAGAGUUUGGCUACAAGGUCGAACGUCAUUUGCGCGAUAACGAUUUGGUGAUCUUUAAUCGUCAGCCAACGCUGCACAAAAUGUCGAUGAUGGGUCAUCGCGUCAAGGUGUUACCGUGGUCCACAUUCCGUAUGAACCUCUCCUGUACCUCGCCUUAUAAUGCAGAUUUCGAUGGCGACGAAAUGAAUUUGCAUGUACCGCAGAGCAUGGAGACACGCGCCGAAAUUGAAAAUCUUCACCUGACACCACGACAAAUAGUCACACCGCAAACGAAUAAACCAGUUAUGGGCAUUGUGCAGGACUGCUUGACGGGUGUGUGCAAGAUGACCAAACGUGAUGUCUUCAUAACACAGGAGCAACUCAUGAAUCUGCUCAUGCAUAUGCCGUGCUGGGAUGGUGUCAUGCCGAAACCAUGUAUCUUGAAACCGACAUUUUUGUGGUCGGGAAAACAGCUAUUUUCCUUGAUUAUACCGGGUAAUUUGAAUAUGAUACGCACACAUUCAACGCAUCCUGAUGACGAAGACGACAGUCAAUAUCGUUGGAUAUCGCCGGGUGAUACAAAAGUAAUUGUCGAAUAUAGUGAACUUAUUAUGGGUAUUCUAUGCAAGCGUACAUUGGGUGCAGCCGCCGGGUCUCUCCUGCACAUUGCUUACAUCGAGCUCGGCCAUCAAAUCGCUGGUGAAUUCUAUGCAAAUAUACAGAAGGUGGUCAACGCUUGGCUGUUACUCGAAGGACAUAGUAUUGGUAUUGGCGACACCAUUGCCGAUCCGGCCACCUACAAGGAGAUACAGAACGCUAUUGCCAAAGCGAAGAAUGACGUAAUGUUAGUAAUACAGAAAGCGCAUCACAUGCAGUUGGAGCCAACACCGGGCAAUACGCUGCGUCAAACAUUCGAAAAUCAAGUAAAUCGUAUUUUGAAUGAUGCGCGCGAUAAGACUGGUGGCUCAGCAAAGAAAUCGCUUACGGAAUAUAAUAACUUGAAGGCAAUGGUAAUCGCUGGUUCCAAGGGAUCUAACAUUAACAUAUCGCAAGUAAUUGCCUGCGUUGGUCAGCAAAACGUCGAAGGUAAACGUAUACCGUACGGUUUUCGUAAACGUACAAUGCCACACUUCAUCAAGGACGAUUAUGGACCAGAGGCGCGCGGCUUCGUCGAGAAUUCAUACCUCGCAGGCCUCACACCAAGUGAGUUCUAUUUUCACGCAAUGGGCGGACGUGAAGGACUUAUCGACACAGCGGUGAAAACUGCGGAAACCGGUUACAUACAACGGCGUUUGAUCAAGGCCAUGGAAUCGAUAAUGGUUCAAUACGAUGGCACGGUACGCAAUGCGGAGGGUCAAAUCAUACAGCUACGUUAUGGCGAAGACGGACUCUGCGGUGAAUCAGUAGAAUUUCAAACAUUACCAACCAUACAACUCUCGAACAAGGCUUUUGAGAAGCAAUUCAAAUUCGACGUCACGCAAACACGUAAUUUACGCAAAUUUUUCAACGAAGAAACUGUACGUGAUAUCACCGAAUCCACAGAUAUCAUUGCACAGCUAGAGGUUGAGUGGGAACAGUUGUGUCGUGAUCGCGAAGCCUUACGACAAAUAUUUCCGACCGGCGAUUCGAAGGUGGUGUUGCCAUGCAAUCUGCAGCGUAUGAUUUGGAAUGUACAGAAGAUCUUCCAUGUUGACAAACGCUCCACCACUGCGCUCAAUCCGUUGGACGUCGUAAAAGGCGUACGUGAGUUGCUGAAACAAUGCGUAAUUGUUGCUGGGUCCGACUACAUUUCGCAACAGGCCAACGACAAUGCCACCUUCCUCUUUCAGUGUUUGGUACGCUCUACGCUUUGCGCCAAAGUGGUGGCCGAAAGUCAUCACUUGACACCGGAAUCCUUCGAAAUGUUACUUGGCGAAAUCGCUACACGCUUUCAACUCUCACAAAUUUGCCCCGGCGAAAUGGUGGGCGCACUGUCUGCUCAAUCGCUGGGUGAACCGGCUACGCAAAUGACACUAAAUACUUUCCAUUUCGCUGGCGUCUCGGCGAAAAAUGUUACUUUGGGAGUGCCGCGCUUGAAGGAGAUCAUUAAUGUAUCCAAACGUCCACGUUCGCCUUCGUUGACUGUUUUCUUAACGGGUAAACCUGCGCGCGAUGUAGAGAAAGCUAAAGAUGUGCUCUGCCGCUUGGAGCACACAACGCUUAAGAAAGUUACAGCCAAUACCGCUAUCUACUACGAUCCAGAUCCGAUGCACACCGUCGUACAGGAGGAUCAAGAAUUCGUUAACAUUUACUAUGAAAUACCUGAUUUUGAUCCAAACGAAAUUUCGCCAUGGCUAUUACGCAUAGAGCUCGAUCGAAAACACAUGACCGAAAAGAAACUCACCAUGGAGCACAUCGCCGAACGCAUCGCUGCGUCUUUCGGCGAUGACUUGAAGUGCAUUUUCAACGAUGACAAUGCUCCCCGUUUAAUAAUGCGCAUACGCAUAAUGAACACCCCCAACUCAGAGAGCAAAUUUAAACCUGAUGACUUGGCUGAGGAGGAGGCGUCGCUUACUCGUUUAGACGACAAUAUGUUUUUACGCUGCAUUGAGAGCAACAUGUUGUCCGACAUGACACUACAGGGUAUCGAAUCCAUUUCCAAAGUGUAUAUGCAUUUGCCGCAGGUGACCAACAAGAAACGCAUCUAUAUCACGGAGACGGGAGAAUUCAAAUCGGUGGCUGAGUGGCUGCUGGAGACUGAUGGCACAGCCUUAAUGCGUGUGCUAAGCGAGCGUAACGUCGAUCAAAGGCGCACCUUCAGCAACGAUAUAUGCGAAAUGUUUACGGUGUUGGGCAUAGAAGCGGUACGCAAGUCGAUUGAGAAGGAAAUGAAUAAUGUGUUACAGUUUUACGGUUUGUACGUCAACUAUCGCCACUUGGCGCUACUCUGUGACAUUAUGACCGCCAAGGGUCAUCUGAUGGCCAUCUCACGGCAUGGUAUCAACCGCCAACAAACCAGCCCAUUGAUGCGUUGCUCUUUCGAGGAGACGGUAGAUGUUCUUUUGGAUGCUGCAGCACAUGGUGAACGUGACGCUAUGCUUGGCGUGUCGGAAAACAUUAUAAUGGGUCAAAUGCCGCGCAUUGGCACUGGUUGCUUCGAUAUGAUACUGGAUGCAAAUAAAUGCAAACUCGCUAUGGAAGUAGAUUCUAUCAACAACAAGAAUGCCUUAUUUUAUGGUUCGAUGUUUACGCCGAAUCUUUUACCAGCAAGUGGACGUAGUGGCGUAAUUGAGUUCUCACCGGGCCUAGGUGACGGUCUUACACCACAAUCGGCGCGGUCUGUUUGUUUCUCGCCUUUGUCGAAUAUGAGCUCGCCAACUAUGACAGUAGAUGACUUUUGUAGCUCGCCUUAUUCUUCGCCAUCAACUGCAUCGCUCAAAUCAUAUUAUGGCGGGGAUUCAUACUAUUCACCCAUUUCACCAGUAUAUGACCAAAAAACGUUUAGAAGCUCUAAUAUUUCAAGUAACUGCACCCAUUUAUCGUGUAGUAAUGAUUUACUAACCACCAUUAUGCAGUCUCCUAAGUACUCACCAAGUUCACCAGAGUUUUCACCGCAUUAUCAGCGAUAUCUACAAGUUAAUUCACCACAAUCACCGACAAACAGCAGCAGCACAUUUUAUUCACCAGACAGUUCAACCAUGUCUUACAGCAACGUCACUAGUUCGUCGCGUUAUUCACCGACCUCACCCGGUUACUCGCCACAAACUAAUAACUAUUCGCCCACUUCGCCAUCCUAUUCACCUACCAUAAUGAGUUCGAACCGCUGUUGCAGCAGUUUUUCACCAAGCUCGCCAACCACUAAUAAUGAUUCACUAUAUUCGCCAUCUUCACCGCUCAACACACCAGAUUCGUUAACAGAUAAAAUGUCUACAACAUCCGAUAGUUGCUCCAGACGUACAGAACCCAAGAAAUAUCGGGCUACACCGUAUUUCUAUGCCGAAAAUAAUGGCACCCCUUCAAGCAGUGCAACAUACUCACCCACAAGUCCGAUCUACGCUCAUUACUCGCCAUCCAGUCCAAAUUUUGUUAUGCAAACACCACAUUAUUCACCGUCCACCCUUAGCUAUAAUCCUUCGAGUCCCAGCUAUACACAAGUCAGUCCAUCAUUUACUACAAAUUCACCACAAUACUCGCCGCUAAGUCCGAAAAUCAAUUAUUCUCCCACAAUCUCUUCACCGCAAAUGCAUUUUAUUUUACCACGUUCACCACAACAAUAUUCAGCAUCUAUGCAGAGUCCACGCUACCCUAGUAGCUCUUCGAUUACCUACUCACCAACAUCACCAAAACAUUCACCAAGUUCCAAUCGUUACUCACCAAGUAGCCCGCAAUACUCAAGCAGUCCCGCCAGUCCUAAUUAUUCGACCGCUUCUCACUCAAAUGUAGUUUACUCUCCACAUAGCCCUAGUUUUUACUCAUCCUCGCCUUUGAGUCCCGUGUAUAGCUCCAGUGACUCUCCUAUGUCUCCUAUGAGUCCCAACAGCCCGGCUAGCCCGCAGUAUUCCCCGACCUCAAAUUGUGAAUAAAAGAAAAUGAAUUUUACACGUUGUACCUGUAUU
Molecule: messenger RNA, 5850 nt
Organism: Zeugodacus cucurbitae (melon fly)
Lineage: Eukaryota; Metazoa; Arthropoda; Insecta; Diptera; Tephritidae
Product: DNA-directed RNA polymerase II subunit RPB1-like
Exons: 8
Coding region: 1-5817 (1938 amino acids)
Biological process (GO): transcription by RNA polymerase II
Cellular component (GO): RNA polymerase II, core complex
Molecular function (GO): DNA binding
Source: RefSeq, a predicted model, not a curated record